GGUUUGAAGCAUUGUUCAGAGAGCUGGGAUUGCUUGCGGAAGUUUAAAAUCUAGUGGACACUGCAGGACACCACGGGCACUUGACCACUCUCAUCCCUCAGCUGUGCAACACUGGAAUGAAUACAGCUUUAGAGUUCAACGUGCCUGGGGACUCUUCAUUUGUCCCUUAUAUUUAGUAAAGUAAAUAUAGUUGGGCACAUUGCCAAAGACCUAUUAAUGAGUGUUACCAGGAAAAUGUGAAGGUUCAGUUCCUGCAUUUCUGAAAGCACUUCUCCUUUCUUUCAAAAGCGAGAAGGAGAAUCAAAGCAGACGGAGGAAUCUUUCUACAAACAUCUGCGUCCUGUCUGUGCUCGAGCCCCAGGUGUCCAUCUACCACGAUGACCACACCGCCAAUGGCAAUGACAACCACUGAAGAGUAUAUGUAUUAUGAAGACUACACCAGUCUGGUCGACACGGACAUGACCUAUGCAACUCCGUGCAGUCCGCAGCAUAGCUGGCAGUUCGCCGGCCGCUUCUGCCCCGUGGUGUACAGUCUGGUCUUCGUGCUGGCAGUGGUGGGCAACACCCUGGUGCUGUGUGUGGUGAGGCGCUACCGCACCUCCCGUAACAGCCCCUGCUCCUUCUCCCUGACGGACACCUUCCUGCUGCACCUGGCGGUGUCCGACCUGCUGCUGGCCCUCACGCUGCCCUUCUACGCCGUGCAGUGGGCCAAGGAGUGGGUGUUCGGCGAGGCGGGCUGCAAGAUCGCCAGCGCCGUCUUCUCCCUCAACCUCUACAGCAGUAUCCUCUUCCUGGCCUGCAUCAGCUUCGACCGCUACCUGGCCAUCGUCCACGCCAUCACCACGGGCUGGCGCCGCAACGGCUACCACGCCCAGAUCGCCUGUGCCGUCAUCUGGGUGGCCUGCUUCGCCCUGGCCAGCAUCGACCUCCAGUACGGGCAGGUGGUGAAGCUGCCGCGCUCCGAGAUGCACGUCUGCUACCACCAGCUCCCCGAGGGAGGGCUGGUGGGGCUGCAGCUGCUCAACCUGGUGGUGGGCUUCGCCCUCCCCCUGCUGGUCAUGCUCUACUGCUAUGUGCGCAUCUUCCGCUCGCUGUGCCACGCCAGCCGGCGGCAGAAGCGCAAAUCCUUGCGCCUCAUCAUCUCGCUGGUCGCCGUCUUCGUGCUCUGCUGGGCACCCUACAACGGCUUCCAGCUGACGGACAGCCUGCUGCGGCUGGGGGUGAUCGAGCAUAGCUGCAGCCUUGACGACGCCCUGGACAUCGGGACCUUCAUCUCGGAGAGCCUGGGCCUGACGCACUGCGCCCUCAACCCGCUGCUGUACGGAUUCGUGGGGAUCAAGUUCCGCAAGGAGCUGAUGCAGAUGUGGAAGGGGCUGCUGGGGUCCUGGGGCUUUCUGGGAUUGGAUGGCUGGGGACAGAGACAGGAGAGGCGCAGGGCCGGGGGGUCGUUCAGCUCAGACAGCGAGAACACCUCCUACUUCUCGGUCGUCGUGUGAACCCGGCCUGGGAGACAGGGACUGGAGGCAGGGUAGCCCCUGAUGUGAGCUCUGUCACAUUGCACGGACCACGCCCCACCAAAAUAAAUAAAAUUCAAUACAAUAAUAUGAUGAUCAUUUAUAAUGUUGAAAAAAAUAUUUUCAUUAAUGAUUAUUGCGGAAAACAGGAAAAGAGGUCAUUGUGGUGUUUUCGGUUCACACUUUCAUGUUAAAAUCAGAAUCCAGUAAUGUCUCUUCAUACAGUAUGUCGUAAUUAUGUUAAACAGUAUAUCCAAUCAGUGGUUUGAGCUUUUUUCCCUCAAUAUUGGAGAUGAAUGCAUAUGGUGCUCCAUCAGUAUUCCACCUCUUAAAGCCACUGAAGAAGGGAUAUGGAGGGAAUGUGAAGAGUAAAAAUAGAGGGAGCAUAAUUGAUAAAUUGUGGCAUGUCUCAUGAAAAAUGUUUUUAUAUUAUCAAAUCUAAAACUUUUUUAGAUUUCAGACAGUAUCUUACAGUGCCCCUUGAAUUCACACAUUGUAUUAACAUUCAAUUCCCCACUGGGUCACUGCUGUUGUACCAGCAGGGUACUUAAGGUCAAGGGCAAGGUACU
Molecule: messenger RNA, 2083 nt
Organism: Megalops cyprinoides (Indo-Pacific tarpon)
Lineage: Eukaryota; Metazoa; Chordata; Actinopteri; Elopiformes; Megalopidae
Gene: cxcr3.2
Product: chemokine (C-X-C motif) receptor 3, tandem duplicate 2
Exons: 2
Coding region: 378-1496 (372 amino acids)
Biological process (GO): chemotaxis; G protein-coupled receptor signaling pathway; immune response
Cellular component (GO): membrane
Molecular function (GO): chemokine receptor activity
Source: RefSeq, a predicted model, not a curated record